Messenger RNA from Cuscuta europaea, 780 nucleotides. NCBI's taxonomy places the organism in Eukaryota, Viridiplantae, Streptophyta, Magnoliopsida, Solanales, Convolvulaceae. The record is from the annotation of a GenBank genome assembly.
AUUCCAAUUGGUUAUAUUUUGGUGAGAGUUCCCUGACAAACAACGUUAGUGAAUAGUGACCCGUCAGGUAUGCAGUCUGAAAUGACCCGACCGGAGUUAAUCCGGUUUCACCCAGGUGAUGGAAGUAGGAUGAAGAAGAUAGGUGGGAGAAAUCAGGUAGCAAUCUUGACUGGGUUGGGAAUGACUAUGACGAUUGGUCUAGUUGUGUACUCAAGGCUUUGGACUAUCGACUAUCGCAUCUCGUCCGACGAGACCGAACUAAUUAGGAGACAGUUUGAUCUUGCUAAUAGAGAAGCAAUGGAUGAAUCUGCAUACUGGAGAGGUAGAUAUGAUGCAGAGGUGGAGAAGGUCAACAGCUGCCAAAAGGAGCUACUUCAAGUUAAGUGGUCAUCUAGUUCAAAUGAUGAUGGCAAGAAUAGCAAAUUGGAUUCACUACAAAAGGAAAACAAGGACUUACGUGAAAAGAUUGGAUAUUUGAAACAAGAGCUUGGAUCUGAAAAGUUAAAAUGCAGCAUGAAAAAACCAUGAGUUUACUGUUGAGGGAGAAAACCUUAUCUAUUGUUAGCUAUGCAACAAGAAACAGGUUAAAGGAAUAAAUAAAUAAAUAAACAAAUAAAUAAAUAAACAGGACAUUGAAUUUAUACUAGUUUAUCGUUUUAUAUCCUUACUGGGAAGAAUAUUAAAUUGAAAAUAGAUUUGCCAAUUUAUUGGGAAGAAUAAACCCUUUUGAGUUACCCUCCUUUCUUCUCCAAAUCUAGAAUGACCUGCUUGAGGACUUUU